AUGGCCGCCUACGACAGCAACCCGAAUCAGGGACGAAGGAUUGUCGGAGCCAGCGGCCCACCUGGAAAGCCAGCACAGAUAGUUGACCGCGUUCUUGACCGUAUUGUGGACCGCCUCGCUCGCGGCGAGCUCGCGCCCGGCUUCGACCCGCUAUCUAGCACUGCAGGUAGCCCGGGUAGCGCGGGAGAGGCCGGCGGCGGUGAGCGCCAGGUGCCGCGGGCUGGUGUCGCCGACAGCGGCGGUGGUGGCGGGUUCGUCACGUACGAUUACGAGGCCGUACCCAGGUCCAUUGACAUCGACGCAUUCCGUCGGGCCCUGUCAUCUGCGUUGACGGAGCAUGUGGGUGCCACCGGUGGCGGUGCCGGGCUGGCGAUGCAAGGUGGCGGUGAGAUGGCGCGCAGGCUGAUGGCGGCGUCGCCGACCGAGCGGCAAGCCAUAGCGGAAAAGGUCGCCAAUGAUAUGGCCGACAACGGCGUGGAGAAGCUUCUAUCGGAGGAACCCGUUCCCGUGGUGCGCAGCCGCCUGGCUGGUAUGCUGCAGCGCAGUGGCUUCUUUUGA
Volvox carteri f. nagariensis is the source of this 558-nucleotide messenger RNA. RefSeq lists its product as uncharacterized. Bases 1 to 558 code for a protein of 185 amino acids. NCBI's taxonomy places the organism in Eukaryota, Viridiplantae, Chlorophyta, Chlorophyceae, Chlamydomonadales, Volvocaceae. The record is from RefSeq and is a predicted model, not a curated record. The transcript is spliced from 4 exons.